Eucalyptus grandis is the source of this 664-nucleotide messenger RNA. RefSeq names its product alpha-farnesene synthase-like. The transcript has 2 exons. NCBI's taxonomy places the organism in Eukaryota, Viridiplantae, Streptophyta, Magnoliopsida, Myrtales, Myrtaceae. Gene Ontology annotation, molecular function: magnesium ion binding; terpene synthase activity. The record is from RefSeq and is a predicted model, not a curated record. The coding region runs from base 43 to 546 and encodes 167 amino acids.
GACUUCUGCAAAGCCUUACUUACUGAAGCAAAGUGGGACAAUAUGGGCUACACACCAUCGCUGGAAGAGUACUUGAGCAAUGCGUGGACAUCAUCUUCAGGACCUUUCAUCAUGUCUCACGCUAGUUUCCUUGUGGGACAUAUGAAUUUGGAGGAUGUAGCAGAUUUGUUGGAGAGAAACAAGGAUCUGAUUUACAAUGUGUCCAUGAUAAUUCGCCUCUGCAAUGACCUUGGAACGUCAACGGCCGAAAGAGACAGAGGAGAUGCUCCAUCGUCAGUGGUGUGUUACAUGCGAGAAGCGAAUGUUCCGGAAGACGUCGCUAGGAAGCACAUCAAGGAACUGAUAAACCAGGCAUGGAAGAGCAUCAAUGCUCAUUGCUUUGGCAAUGUCGAGACGCCCUUUGUCCGAACCUUCAUUGAUGUCACCGUGAACGCGUCUCGUGUUGCACAUAUGCUUUACCAGUUCGGAGAUGGGUUUGGCGUCCAGGAUGGUGAUAUUAGGCGGCAAAUCUUAUCUGCAGUGAUUCACCCUGUCGCUCUUAACUGAGAUAAAGCGCAAAUGUAAUCACAUAGCAAGUGCAUAAGGUAGACUAGCUGCUGCCAGUCAAAAGAUUGAGUACUACGCGCAAAUUGUAUCCUAAGCUGCAUAAUCAUCUACUUGGGUU